AUGAACCAUCAAGCUACUCAUUCGAAAGUGAUCUCACAUGUAUUCUUCACCGGUACUGCCAAGCAAGGCUCUGCUGGUCCGCCCAUCGGUCUCGUCGACAUUGGUGUGAGCGAAGCUGCCUACAUCUUCAGAGUCUCUCUCCCAGGCAUUGAGAAAAAUCAAAAUAAGAUCAAAUGUGAGAUCCAGAGGGAAGGGAGAGUAUGCAUACAAGGAGUAGUACCUGAGAUUGCGAUUCCAAGUGAAACAGGAUGCUUAUACAGGAUGCAAGUGCAGCAGCUCUGCCCUCCGGGUCCGUUUUCGAUCACGUUUAAUCUUCCGGGACAAGUGGAUCCUCGUUUGUUUUCUCCAAAGUUUAGGCCUGAUGGGAUCUUCGAAGUUGUUGUCGUCAAGCUCGGAGUAAGCAUCCCAACUUCAUAG
This is a messenger RNA of Thlaspi arvense, 417 nucleotides long. The record is from the annotation of a GenBank genome assembly. NCBI's taxonomy places the organism in Eukaryota, Viridiplantae, Streptophyta, Magnoliopsida, Brassicales, Brassicaceae.